CCUUCUGGAUUCGUUGACGUCUGGAUUGGCUGGUUCCAUUCACAACCUGGAAGCCACGCCAACUCUCAGGUGACUGACUGUGUUUGCUCCCAUCCACUCUGGCGAAUGCAUGGGCGACAACCCUGGCGAACCGGCGUCCUCCGAGUGUGCCAGCGUUGCAUUUCCGCCGUUUCAAGCUGCAAGGGCCACAUCCCCGGUGUUCCAGCGCCAAUCAGCAAUACUCAAUCGUCAAGUUUCAGCUGCAUCGGCCUUCCUCCCACGAGUUGUCGUCAAUCAGAGUCCAGAUUUCCGCAACGGCGGACAUGAACAGGUAGUGCUCGGCUCGGGGUCCCGAGUAUGUCGCUCACGGGAGCAGCGAAAGAUGGAUUGCCACUUGUGCUUGUCGGUUCCUCCUUUCCCCCCACCAGAGCUUCCUGGGAUCUGCACCGUUGACAGGUCUGGUCCCGCAUUGGCCCUCUGUUCGUCUGUUCGUCGCAAACUUGCCGCGCCCGAACCCGUUCACCUCCAGCACCCAACUCGCGAAGUUCCGUUUUUUUCAUCGUCAACCGGCGCUCUGCGUGGAGAUCCCGAUUUCGCUGGCAAAUUGAACGCUGUCUUGGGUUGCACGAAAGGGUCAAGAACCCGGGACGAAGCCCAUCGCCAAUUCUCUUCUGUGUUGUUUCGUGGUAAACCAUCUCGACGAAAUCCAAGGGACCCAAGUACGGGUCUUGGGCAAAGGAAAGAAAAUCAACAUCCCCGACUAGGAGGGGGCAGCGCGAUUCUCUCUGCCACGAGUUGGAGCAUUGGCCUCGCUGAUUGAUGAGCUUGGUUGGGCCUUUGACCCGCCUCCUCGAUUCGCUGCAACCCUCUUCUCGAUCCCUCCUCCAUCAACCUCGUGGUGCCCGAGA
Chaetomium fimeti is the source of this 887-nucleotide messenger RNA. RefSeq lists its product as uncharacterized. Bases 110 to 799 code for a protein of 229 amino acids. The record is from RefSeq and is a predicted model, not a curated record. NCBI's taxonomy places the organism in Eukaryota, Fungi, Ascomycota, Sordariomycetes, Sordariales, Chaetomiaceae. The transcript is spliced from 3 exons.